AUGGACCGCGUUUCUCGUCUCUCUGCCCACUUUGUCCACGACACGCAGGGUUUGGCCGGGAGCGUGCACCCUGAGGCCACCAGCGCCAGCGGUUCUGGCAAGUUCAAUGUAGCCCUGCUCGGCGCCGCUGGCGGCAUCGGCCAGCCCCUUGCCCUCCUCCUCAAGCAGUCUGCCUACAUCAAGGAGCUGAGGCUGUACGACGUUGCCAACACAGCCGGCGUGGCCGCGGACCUGUCCCACAUCGCCACCGGCGCCCGUGUGACCGCGCACUCCGGCGCCGAGGCGCUGGGCACGGCGCUGUUCGGCGCGGACCUGGUGGUGGUCCCCGCCGGCGUGCCGCGCAAGCCCGGCAUGACGCGCGAUGACCUGUUCAACAUCAACGCCGGCAUCGUGAGGACGCUGGUGGCGGGCGUGGCGCGGUACUGCCCCGCCGCCUGGCUGGCCAUCAUCUCCAACCCCGUGAACUCCACCGUGCCCAUCGCGGCCGAGGUGCUGAAGGCCGCCGGGGUCUACGACCCCGCCCGCCUCUUCGGCGUGACCACGCUGGACGUCGUCCGCGCCCGGGCCUUUGUCGCCGAGGCCACGGGCGCCGCGCCGGAGGCCGUCACCGUGCCCGUGAUUGGGGGGCAUGCCGGGGUCACCAUCCUGCCCCUCCUCUCCGCCGCCGUGCCCCAGCCCAGGCUGUCAGAGGCCGAAGCAAAGGCGCUGAUGGCACGCAUCCAGGACGCCGGCACAGAGGUCGUCAAGGCCAAGGCAUGUCUGGCUGGCGCAGGCAGCGCCACGCUCUCCAUGGCGUAUGCUGCCGCCGAGUUUGCCACGUCGUGCCUGCGAGCCAAGGCCGGGGAGCGGGGGGUCGUGGAGUGCGCGUACGUGGCCUCUAACUUGACAUCCUCGCCCUUCUUCGCGUCGCCGGUGGAGCUGGGGCCCGGCGGCAUCGCCCGCAUCCCCCCCUUGCCGCGCCUCAGCCCCCUGGAGCAGGCCGGAUUCGCGGCCAUGCAGGAGGAGCUCGCAUCCAGCAUCAACAAGGGCCUGGAGUUUGCGCCCUCCACAAUGGCACCAUCCGCGAUCGAGGUCAAUGCCGUUCUCCGGCCACUCCUCCUCAAGGACCUCCGUAACCAGUGCCGGGCUCGGGGCCUCACCCCUGCCGGCAGCCGCGAGUCCUUGAUGGACCGCCUACAGGAGCACAUGUUGUCCACAGGCGACAUGACUAUCGUGUCGGAUUUCACGGGCGACCUCCUGCCGUCUGCGGUCGGAAAUCUCGCGCCGACCCACGCGGAUGGCGCUGAAGCCGAGGGUGAAUACAAGGAGAACGCCCCGGGUCACUCGCAGGCCGGUUUCGGGUCCGAGGAUGUCUCCGGCCACGUCAAGAACAACUACGUUCGGCCCGAGGGCCAGAACGUGGGCAACUUCCUGACCGGUCGGUCAUCCUCUAGGGUGCUGGCCCCGCCCGGCGGGCACACCAACAUCACCUUUGGCUAG
Auxenochlorella protothecoides is the source of this 1479-nucleotide messenger RNA. RefSeq names its product Malate dehydrogenase, glyoxysomal. The record is from RefSeq and is a predicted model, not a curated record. Gene Ontology annotation, biological process: malate metabolic process; tricarboxylic acid cycle. The transcript is spliced from 7 exons. Lineage: Eukaryota; Viridiplantae; Chlorophyta; Trebouxiophyceae; Chlorellales; Chlorellaceae. Gene Ontology annotation, cellular component: cytoplasm; chloroplast. Gene Ontology annotation, molecular function: L-malate dehydrogenase (NAD+) activity. Bases 1 to 1479 code for a protein of 492 amino acids.